Messenger RNA from Capsicum annuum, 1212 nucleotides. RefSeq lists its product as uncharacterized. The record is from RefSeq and is a predicted model, not a curated record. The transcript is spliced from 2 exons. Bases 1 to 1212 code for a protein of 403 amino acids. NCBI's taxonomy places the organism in Eukaryota, Viridiplantae, Streptophyta, Magnoliopsida, Solanales, Solanaceae.
AUGGAUGUUGAAACUGUUAAAUGUCACCUUUAUCAAUCUGGAUUUAUUGAGAACUAUUUUAUUUGGAAGCAUCAAGGGAAAAGAGAUGAUAUAAGUGAGACUUCUUAUGGUAAUGCAUUGCAUGGUGGUGGUCAACCAAUAUUCAAAGAGAAUCCAUACCGACAAAUGAUUUUGGAUGCAACUAGUCCCAACUUUUCUCAGGGUUCAAGCUGGCAAUCUUAUAGAAAUAGUGAACCCGAGUCAUCUCAUCCUUUUCAACAUUUAAUGGAGGAAUAUCCUAAUCCCGUUUCCAAAAAAUUUUAUGAUUUGUUAGAUACUGCUGAUGCAGAAUUAUAUCCCGGUUCAUCCCUCUCUCAACUUACAGUUGUCUCUCGAAUGUUGAAUAUUAAAAUGGAGAACAAUAUGUCACAGAGAGGCUAUAACCAAAUGAUGCAAUUGCUUAAGGAGUCUUUACCUGAAGAUAAAAUCGUGCUUGAUAACUAUUAUCAGACGAAGAACAAGCCAAGGUAUAAGCGUUGUGUUGGCUCUCGUAAGAGGAAAUUGGUCCCUUUCAAGAGAAUGUAUUAUUUUCCUUUGACUCCGAGAUUGCAAAGAUUAUAUGCAUCUCAUGCUAUAGCUGCUAACAUGAGAUGGCAUCAUGAGCAUAAAAAAAAGGAUGGUGUGAUGCUCCAUCCAUCAGAUUCUAAGGCUUGGAAGCACUUCAAUGAAAGUCAUCUCUUUUUUGCCGCUGAACUAAGAAAUGUCAGGUUGGGGUUAUGUACAGAUAGUUUUCAAUCAUUCAGUCAGUCUAGAAGAAAAUAUUCUUCGUGGCCAGUGAUUGUUACUCCAUACAAUUUACCUCCAGGAAUGUGCAUAAAAGAGGCUUAUAUGUUCUUAACUAUCAUUGUUCCAGGUCCCAGCAAUCCUAAACAUAAAAUUGAUGUUUAUCUGCAACCCCUAAUUAAGGAGUUGACCUUGUUGUGGGAGACGGGUGUGGAAGCAUUUGACAUCUCAAAAAGGCAAAACUUUCAAUUAAGGGCAGCUUUGAUGUGGACAAUUAGUGACUUUCCUGCAUAUUCUAUGUUAUCGAGAUGGAGUACUGCAGGUAAAUUAGCAUGUCCUUAUUGUAUGGAGGAAACACAAUCUUUUAGAUUGCAGCAUGGAAGAAAACAAUCCUGGUUUGAUUGCCACAGAAUGUUCCGUGACCAGCACCACCCAUUUAGGAGAGUUUGA